GGUUGAACGCCUUCUUUCAGAGCCCGCCAAACCCAAAGUUGAUCCGGAAAGCCAGACUCCGACGGGUGUGCAGGAUUCGUUGAUGGAACGGCUCAUGCCAAUUCAGUUUGAGUGUACCACCGGCGCGGUAAUCAUUGGUAACAUGGAACUCCGCACCAUGAUCCUCCUCCAGGUCGCGCAAGCCAACGGUAUUUGGAGUACGGUACCUUCACGGAGUAGCAUGGAUUAUUACAAGUCCGUCUUUGAUCUCGUCCUCAGAAAACCGCAACUUAGUCUCAAAGAUAACAUGGACUUCACAAACAUUGACAAAUCCAUGCAAACGAUCCAACCUACCUUGCCGACGUUUUGGUCUCGGCUAUGGAAACCUUUGCAAUACCUUCAUCCCGCAACGCGAACAAGGCAGUACGGUGAAAUGCAGCAUAUGCAUGAUUUGAUGAGUGCUGCAGCAAGACCCACCACUGGGCUCGAAACAAAUGAUACGACGUAUCACGAAGAAUAUGCACGUGUGAAUAAUGUUAUCGAAUGCAGCGAAAUGGCCAUCACUUACUAUGCAGAUUAUGCGGGACCUGUUCCAACCUCCGAAGCGUCCACAGGCACAUUCUCAGGCAUUGGCACCGAUAUUGGGAACGGCGGCCUACCGCCAGAGUGGGGCGUGCGACUCUUGGCCUGGAACGCCAUGAUUUAUUACGGUCCAUGGACGGAUCGGCAGCGGGCUGCCAUCCAAGAUUACUUUUUCCCCAACUCUCACCGUAAUAAUUCCCCCACCCCGCGGCUUAUACCAGGCCAAUCGCGGAUGGCCACAGCAUUCAAGUUUCAGUUGGAAUUCAUGACCGAGGCGACCCUUCGAAUUCCUACUCGAGAAAAAUCAAAGGAUUGGAAGUACGAAACCGGAUCAGCCGAGCUGGAUAUCGGCGCGGAUGGGUUUUAUACGCGUCCUUACGGCUGGAUUGACUUGAAAGCUGCCAAGGAUUCAUCGGUCAAAAUGGUGGUUCCCUUCGUCUUUGGUGCCGAUGGUUACGUAACUAAGUUAGACGUCCACCUCAAAGAACCCGAUGUUUCAACAAGUAUAAACUAUGCCUCGCUAUUGCAGCUGCCUAGCCUUGAAUUGCAUGUGGCGAUGCCCACCCCUCUCGUGUGGAAUGCGCACCGCGUUUGGAAUAUCACUUGCAAAGCAGCACGACCUCGCAUUUUUCUAUUACGCGAUCAUAUUUUCCUUUUGCAAGAUCUGAUCAAGGAUUGGACUAGCUCGCCUCCCGUCGAUCUGUUGCAUUUUAUACCCACUACCUACAUACUUCACUUGGAUGCUACCCAGCCUCAUAUAUACCUCUGCGUGAAUGAACACAACGUCAUCAGCAACCCAAAUUCUCUUGAAGACAACGCUUUUCUUGUUGUACAAGCGCAGAAAUUAUAUUUCGACAUUACAUUGCCUCUGCAAGAUUUUGAACCUGAAGUGAACACCAUUCGAUUUGAUGCCAACGUCGAGCAAUGCAAAAUUGGAAUAUCAUUGCAGACGUCGCAUACACUCAAUGCUUUUAUGCAACAAGACGAUGCCCAAGUUGCUGUUUGUUUGGGGCUCAAAAUUAGCGGAUCUUACGAGUACUAUACCUCGAUUGACGUCGCCACUCAUAUUGAAAGCACAAGCUUAUAUGUUACAUUAAAUGGAGUUACGGUCAAACUUUUCGGCACGGUGAUACGAUACCUCUUCAUUUUGCGCGACAAUUACUUUGGCAACUGGAUCAAUUUCUGGACAAUUGAAGAGUAUCGAUAUCGUCGACAAAACCCACAAGAGUAUCUAGAAAUGAAGAAAAAGCAGGGCGAAGCCAAGCCCGUUCAAGACCCAUUUGAAGUUUACGUGUUUCUUGAAGUUCUGGAUGGCGCUCUCAUGUUGCCAGAGAAUCUGUACGAAUGCUCCCACUAUUCACAGUUGGAGUUUCAAGAAUUACAACUGGAGCUUCGAAAUCUCGAUAUCUAUAUGGAUAUGCACGUCAACAUCAGUCCGAUUACUUGGACGAGAGAUUCCAAUCCGAAUCCAUGCAAGAAGCAAGCCCCUUUUCGAAUCAAAAACGCUCGUGAUCCUCGCAAUUUUAUCUUUAUUGAUGAAACGAGCAUUUACGCGCACCGAUUAUUUGGCCCGUUGCCAGAGACGGCAACGUAUUUGUGUCAUUGGGAGUUUGACAUUGGACACAUCACGGGUGAAAUCAAACCGUCUUUUUUGCUGGGCACCAUGUGCUUUGCACAGACGUUUGUGUACAAUCUCAUUGAUGAAGAUAAUGCGGUUCCUGCAGAAAUGACUCCCGAUCCGGAUCCGGAUGUCACCUUUGUGAAGGCGUCGGUUCGAGAAAUCGAUAUCUAUUUGAUGAGUCAAAAUACCGCCACAGGCAUUCAUUUCAAGGAUGGCAUGACCGUUGACUUUGAUAACCUUGUCAAUGAAAAGUAUUGCCAACGAAUCGCAGUGAAAUUGCCAGCCAUUGAAACCACUUGCUUGGCUAACCAAGAUCCCUCAAAACAAGGCAACAGUCAGGAAUCCGAAUUCUCAUGGGUCGAAGUCGCCAAAGUGGAGCUUGGUCUGAACAUUACUCUGUUUCGCCAGACAAAAGAUUGGCAGCAAAAACGGUCCAAGCAACAAACAUUUAUUAGCAGUCAGGACUAUUUUACGCGUCGAUGCGUCAAUCUUUACGAUGAGGAUAAUGACACUGACAGUUCUCGAUCAUCAGUGAACACACUUCAAGAGCAUCAUGUUGGCAUACUCUACGCUCCACCCUAUCGUUCGUUCUACUGUGCCGACAAGCCAACCUCACACAUAGAGAACGCAAGUUCGGCGCACUCCACCCACUCUCAGACGCUGGAUGGUUUCUUUGGCCGAAGAAAGAGUUCCACUGGCAGUCCCAGUAUUUCUUCGUUUGUCGGUAACUGGUCGCCAACUUACAACACGGACGAUGAAUCGGACGACGACAGAAUCAUUGAUCACGUACCCAUGUCUCGAACCUCCAUGCGAAGCUCUGUAUUGCGCGACAAUGAGUCUUUCCAUACUGCCAAUUCCGAAGGGAUAUAUUCGACGCGAUACAGCGAAAUGGAGAUUUCAGACUAUGCCUCUGAUGGCUACGGCGGAGCGAGUGUUCAAUCCAUGAGUGAUAUGGAAAGUGAAGUGGAAGAUACCUAUCCUGUGAAUGAUGUGUUGUACGAUACCACGGUCAAAAAUGCUUACACGCCGACCUCGAUUCCACCAUCCAUUCCCUACAGCGGAUACCUCAAGCGGUAUUCAGUGCAACGCGCCAUUGCAACCCUAGAUCGCAGCCAUCCGUUUUUCCAUCCCUUUCUGGCUCCACCCAAAACUUCGGUAGUUCCCGAAAAGAAGGAAGAACGGUACAAGUUUGAGAAUGAUUCACAUAUCGACACCGAGUAUUUCUUCAAAGAGCAUAAUAGUGCUUCGGAUGAUGGAUCUGACGGGGGAACAGCCAACAAAGCCGAUGAAAGCAAAGGAAACGAAGUCCUUGCGACGACGGUGAUUGAAGCCACUUGUCCUGUAACCAUCUUGCUCACUCCCAUUCUGGUCAAGGUGGUUCAAGAGUUGACCGAAGUCAUUAGUAAAGAUGAUUGGGAUUUGGAAACCAUGCUUGAUUCGCAUCAAAUUGAAUACAUUGGUCAGCUGACCCGAUACCUUACCCAUCAGUAUAUUUGCACUCGGUUUGCCGUCUUGUUGCCCAGAACGUAUUUGCACUUUAUUCAAAAUGUCAUGAUCCCUGACGAUCUGCCAAUCUACAAGCACGGACAAUCCCACAUCAAGACACAGUACGAUUUCCAAAAUACUAUUUUAUGUUCAGCCGACGUCUUUCUCCAAGAUUUUCGCAUGAUCGGCAGCGUCAAAUUCCAGGAUCUGGCAUUUGAUGAAAAACAGGUCUCAGUGGCCGAAUCCAAGCUGGUAUUCCAGGAAUCGCGCGUUCACAUUGACACCGGUAAACUGGGCUGCAAAGUGCGAUACAUUAGCGAACGUCAUGAACCGUUGCAUCAGCCUGUCAGUUUUGGCAUCCCACUUGCACGUCAGCAUCAGCCCAUCAAACGUCAUCGCAACGAGGAAGAAGACCAGACCCAUGCAACAAACGAACUGGUCGUCGUCGAUCUCGAACUCUCCGAUUUCGCAUUCAAAUGGUUAGGCGCGCAAAAACCAAACUACUUCAACAUGGAGAUUGGUGGACUGUCAACGAUUAUUAUUACCGAAUCCGUAGAAAUCUUGGUGGGCGCCGUCUAUUCCUGGCUGGUGUUUGUCGAUGAUUUAAAGGACAUUCUUGAAAGCUUCCAAGAGCGCCGGUCGCGGCAAAUCCAGGUAUUCAUUCAUGAGCUGGCCAACUUUUCCAACGACCCGCACGUGGUAGGCGAUCCACUGUUCCUGACCAAACCUACCAACAUGCUUCGUCUGGGAUCGCGCAACUUUCGCAACGAUGUCGGAUGGAAACUGUUGGCACGUAUGCGUCAUAUCUUACGAUCCAUGCCGUCUUCCACGCGUGAAGAGUUGCAGUAUCGUUUGACUUCGGGCGGCGCAAUUCAGCAUGUGGACUCACGCUACAUGUUCAGUAGUGUCGUGCAGACAUUUUCACGCUGGCGAAGCUGGGAGAUCAGUGAUGACGAUAUUGCUCACUGUCGACUGUUUACGCAGCCUUUCAACCAACGAUCUCAUCAAGAGUCGUCCAUGAUCGAGAGUAGCUGUACCCAGGACUUUGUGCGGUUGUUGACGUCCUCGGUAAAUCUUGGAAAGAUUACACUGCAGCAGUUUGGUUUCUGCAUCUACGAAGAGGAAGAAGUGACCGAAGACAAUAGCAUCUUUAUCCGGUCCAUCGAACUGGCCCUCGACAGCGUUUUCAAGCGUCCCACCAUCGGCGAUCCUUCCGACGAUGUGUCGCCUCCGCGACCCAGUUCCGAUGAUCGCGCCAAGACGCACCCAUCGGAAGGGUACUUGGAUGUUGUAGCCAAAGGCAGUGUCGCUUCCGUGAAAAUAGGAGCCAAUCCGGCCAUCCUUGCUUUUGCGAGACACAUGUUGAUGGUGCAACGUGUAUUUACCAACAAAAUACGCAGUUUAUCCCAUACCAGUAAAGCCACCGCUGUUUCCCACUCCAGUUCGUCCUUCUCCUCUCGCCAUUCUCAAUCAUUGUCACCCGAUGCCUCUUUCGACCUGCAAAAAAUCUUGGCUCAAGUGGAUAUUGUGGCGCAAGUUCUCGUGGAUGUGCAUGAUAUCGAUAUUUGCGCGCGAGCUCAAAAGUUGACGAUGCAAUCCGUGAUCCGGGGCAUUCAAGGCUCGGCUCUGUUGUCAAAUCCACGCUUGACGCCCACGGCGUUCUUUGCCUCUUCGGAGCGAGCUGAUUCCGAUACCGGGUCCGGGGUCCGCAGUUCUUUCAAAACAUCGAGAAAAAAUAUGCAUCACGCGCAGAACCGUAUUCUGUUAGAAGCCGCGGGCGGGGUCGAUCUUAUAGAUGUACGGUUCUUUGAGAUGCAACGACACCGGGAUCGACUUGCCACACUAGUGGAACUGCUGGUGAUUACCAUGGAUCAUCCCACGGUCAAUGCAAAUCUCAGCCAACCGGCUCGAUCCACCAAAAAGGGGAAAUCCGAUACCCAGCGACAACUGUUCAACCUGUUUUGCAAUGUUCGCAAAUUCUACAUUCACGCGCCUCAAAGUUUACUGCGCUUGUAUGGGUUCGUGGAAGAAUGGCGUACGGAACAAGGCCAGCGAUAUCAUUUCAUGUUUCAAAACCUGUUGAAUGAAUGGGAAGAACAGCGUAAAGAAAUGGCCUACAGCAAUAGUAGUAAUCCCGCCAAAGGGGUGCCACUCACUGGACGGAAAUUCGAUUCUCGGUUCCAAGUGCUUCUGAAUUCGGUGGUGGCCCGUGCGGAUCUGCUGCCUUCAUUGAGUGUGGAAUAUUCCAUGGAAGAUCUUUUUGCAUUGGCCCAUGAAAUCCAACCCAAGGGUGUGUCUGUGCUAAAGUACGCGAUCCAGUUGUCCAAGCAAGAAUUACAUUUGAUCACCAAAAACACGGCCCCGGCAACACCUUCCUCUACAGCCAUCCACGACCACGGUGGCACCGUUUUUGCCAUUCCCAGUAUUCGCAGUACAGGCAGUCUGAGAUCGGUAUCGGAUGGUGGUGCGGAUCGACUCAAACUACGAUCCAUGAUUUCCGUGGAUUUCAUUUCGCUGUCACUCAACGUCGCCAUGAUCGAUUCGUUGCUGACGGCCCAGUCUUUGCUCGGCAAUGAAAUUAGCGAACUUUUGGAAGUGCUGUCCUAUUCGAAACAACGUCACCACGAACCGUCGACGGAAGGCACGACACCCGCUUCUUCGUCUGGCAAACCGUUGAGAUAUCAUUUGAAUUUCUUGCUCGAUGGUCUUCGCAUCUCCGCUUCAAGCCCCUCAGCGCUUGUCCUGUUCGAAUCCAAUGCACUGGAAGCCUCCGUUUCGAAUGAUUGCGUAGCCCACGGGGAUCGUCCAUCGCCCGAAGGAUUGGCAUGGAAGGUCCAAGGACGCAACUUUGCCUUGUCGCUGGAUCACAACAGUGGAUCGUACCCGGACGACCCGACGUCGCGAGCCAAGAAAGAGACAUUCUCGAGAAGAAAUCGACUCGCGUACAUCGUGAUUGACUUUUUGAUUCAAAAUUACUUGCCUGGGUGUUCCUCUCAAAUCACGUCCAAAGAUCAACCCAAUCAUCCUUUAGGUUCAUUCUACAUUGAUAUCUCCAAAAUUCAAACCGUCAUGCAGCCCAUUGCGCUGGGAAAAUUGGCCGAAAUUUAUAUUUACUACGAUGCCGAACUGAAGAAGAAGCGAGAGCUCAAGAAACUGGAAUUGGAACGCUUGGCCGCCAAUACCAAACGAUUGGUCCAAUCGUUCAAGUACGACACGGCCAGCAUGGAGGAAGAUAUCCAGUCGUUAUGGCAGGAUAAACUGAUCUGCUUACGGAUUCAAAAGCUGGGCGUUGCUAUUCCUCUGGACACGCAAUCACAUCACUCCUCGUCGGCGAGAAGUCCAAAAGAAGUGAGCGCCUUGUUGUUCUCCAUCGUUUCUCUCGAACUAUUGACGCAAAAUAUCGAAACGAGUACCGCCGUCCUGGAGAAUAUUUCGCUUCAAUGUGUGAAACGAUUUGACCAGAGCAAUGAAGAUCACUUUGUAGCCGAAAAACAUUCCCGCAUGAACCAGAUGCUGCUGCCAUCGAUUGUGUGUAAACUGUAUGCGCAGAGUCAGAAAUCGAGACAGUCGUUAAAGAUCGAUGCCAAGGUGGGCGGAUUCGAAGUGGAUCUGGACGGCACCAUUGCCGAUUACAUCAACAGUUUGAACGACAUUUACAUCAAGAGUAUGGACCGUGUCAACGAAUUUGCCGUCAACACCAAGCUUAUGACAAAGCAAGAACCUGAAGAGAAAGGAAGCGAAGUGGUAAAUCUGGAGAUCAUUGGCGUGUUUGAAUAUCAAAGCGGAGUGGUGCGAAUGUAUCCCAAACGCCAUUCGGGAGACACGGUACGAAGAAAGAGCCCAAAGCAAAGCCUGCGCAUCAAAACCGGGAUGGAGUCCUUAUCACGGACCACCGAAGGCAACGUCGCUACGCUCAAGUUGCCGGGAUUGAAUGCAUGGAUGAUUUAUCAAACGUCGCUUGGCGCGCAUGCCUCCGGAUCCGAUGCUCCACGACGAUUCCACGGCGAUAUCCUUAUCCAUGAAAGUAACAACAUUUUGCAUCCUUCGCUUGUGCAAUUUCUUCGCGAAGUGGUGGCCGGUCUGAAACUGGGAAUGCAGGAAUCCAGCGAACGUAAAGCCGAACGGUCCACCACCACUACCACCACCACCACCGACGUGGAUAAUCUGGAUGCGUCGGUUCUGGUCCGCUUGUCGCGUACCAAACUGGAUUUGAGCUGCCAGCCGACGUCGAAAGUGGUGUGUUCCUUGGGCUGGGACCAAAGUCAAUUCUUGCUCAAUGCUUUUUACGAUCCUGCGGGAACCCGCGUAAUGAGUUGUGUGGCGUCGAUCCAUGAUCUGUCGACCACCAUCAAACAUCACUUUUCACCGGAAGCUUGUCUGACAGCCAAGGUCGAUGAACUGGUUUUCAAUGUCACGCUGAUGUUACCUCGCGACAGUGCGAUUCACCGAAACGACGAUAUUUCGGUGGUGGUGAAUAUUCCUUGUAUCCACACCGACCUCAACGUUCGCCAUUUGCAAGAUCUCCUGACAUUGUACGCGUGUUGGUUCAAUCAAGCUAUUGUGCCAGACACGACGCCGGCACAGGCGGAUCACAACACCAGCAGCAAGUUGCUUCCUUCCGACACGAUCGUGGAAGAAAACGAUACUGAAUCGGGUGAAUCGGCGUCGUUACCUACCAAGCCUUUUGCCAAACACAUUGCGGUGCACUCACAGACCGUCAAUCUGUCGGUUGAUAUGGGUCAAGCCAUUGGCAAAAUUGCACUCGUACCGAACAAUGUUUCCAUGACGGUGUAUCACGUACCAAUGCAAUGCAAGGGGCUCAGUUUUUCUUUUGAUCACAUUGAUGUCUCAUCGGAAGGCCGACUUUCCGGCGACGCUCAAUUGCAACGGGUUCUGGUGAAUGUGAGUCUGAAAGUCCAGGACGGCGUCCAAGCAUACAGUUCGUCUUCUCAUGUGAUCCUGGACGGUGCCCGCGCGACGUUUGAAUACGAGUAUCAAAAUAUCCUUGAUCUUGUGCAAGAUCCCAUUGAGCUAACGUCGAUAAUUCAACCGAAAGAGGGUCAAUACGAAAUGACGACGUCGAUCCACAUGCGGGCAAUGAUUGUACGAUUGUCGAUUAAAACCGUUCCUGUGAUUAUCACCAUGUACCGACGCUUUAUGGAGCUACUGGAGAAGAAGAAAAUGGAAGCCGGACUGUUGGACAUGCCUACCAUGCCAGCCAUGCCUGCCGUGCCUGCCGCGCCUGUGCGGGAAAACGUGACCACCACGCAACCCACCCAGUCCACUUAUACUUCGUCAGCCGUUUCCGCAGAGGCUCGCAAAGACUCACCAGCAUUGCAACUUGUUCACCGCCAUGUGCACAUACAAAUGGAUGGCCUCGAUAUUGUGAUUUAUCCCAACCAGUUCCAUGACGUGGAUAAUGUUGAGGUCCAUGCCCGACAGAUUAAUGCCAACUUGAGCGAAGCGCCAACGAGUGACGAAGGAAUGCAUCGUGUCUUGACAAUCAAUUUAUUGAACGCGGCUCUGCUAAAGAACGUGUCGAGCAAGGAUCUCAUGGCCCAAGACAGGACCUUGGCGGUCACCGCCGAAUCCAAGACCAAGAGCUGGGGUGGUACUCGCAUCUUUACCAUUCCAACAACACGUCUAACGAUGGAUUCCAAUCAGAUCAGUCAGGCUGUCGAUCACACGUUUGCAGCCAAUUUCGAUGGUCGUGUCAACGUUUCACUGAACCUUGGGUUGAUGAAAUAUCUGCAAGAAAUGUACAGCAUGUAUAAGAACCAACUGGAGCGGGCCAAGGAAAGCGAGCUGGCAAGACCGUCACCAAGCACCACACCGGGCGAAACAAAUGCUCCCAGUCUUGCCGGUCAUGACGAUACGGAAAGUGUUGACAGUGGCGUGGGUGUGAACAAACGAAAAGCAGCUUCACUCCAUCGAAAACCUUCAUCUGCUUCCACCGAUCCACGAGAACCCAGUGACAGUCCUGAACCGGACAAAUUACCACCGACCGGUCCCAGCGAAGCCAUCAAAUAUCGUGCAGUUCAACCGGUCGAUUUCUAUCCGCAGCUCCAAGUGAUGGGCGAUGCCACGCCACCGAUGGAAUGGCUUGGUCUGAAACGAGACCGACUACCUGCCGCGAUUCACGAAAACAUUACACUGCCCCUCGAUGGUCUCGUACAAUCUUUAUGGAAAACAUUCGAGGAACAAUGCCAAUAAACGUUGAACAAAUAAACAAUGCAGUGUUUGGCCUAAUUAAUGAUAAACUGAUCGCUUUAUGACAUUGUAUCCGUUACUAAGGUUUCCCCAACAACAAAAAUUUUG
Messenger RNA from Radiomyces spectabilis, 9985 nucleotides. RefSeq lists its product as uncharacterized. NCBI's taxonomy places the organism in Eukaryota, Fungi, Mucoromycota, Mucoromycetes, Mucorales, Radiomycetaceae. The record is from RefSeq and is a predicted model, not a curated record. The transcript is spliced from 17 exons. Gene Ontology annotation, cellular component: membrane. Gene Ontology annotation, biological process: fermentation. Bases 83 to 9880 code for a protein of 3265 amino acids.